CCAGUCUGGUCCGCAGCCACGAUGGAUGCAAUAUUGGUUUUUGUGAUCGUCCUUCUGUUUGGGACAAGGAUAGAAGAAAACACUGCACUGCAUUGUUACUGUGACCGCUGCAGUGCCAACUCCAGCUGCACAACAGAUGGCAUCUGCUUUGUCGCCAUCCAUAAGUCAGGCAGCCGGCUGACCACCGAGCAGCGCCAGUGUGUGCAUGAAAAUGAUCUCAUCCCACGAGACCGACCCUUCAUCUGUGCUCCGUCCGCCAAACACGACAGCGGCAUUUACCCGUUGUGUUGUACCACAGACUAUUGCAACAAAGAGCCUAAUAUGUCCUUCCCAGUCCCCACAGUGACUCCUUCUCCUUUGGGCCCUGUGGCCCUUGCAGCUGUCAUUGCCGGGCCUGUAUGUGUGCUCUGCUUGCUGCUGGUUUUGGCAUUCUAUGUUUGCCACAGCCACAGAGGCCUCCACCAUCGGGUGCCUAAUGAGGAAGACCCCUCCAUGGACCAUCCUUUUAUUACUGUGGGAACAACGCUGAAAGACCUCAUCUAUGACAUGACUACUUCAGGCUCUGGAUCAGGUAAAAUGCUGCAUCCUAUUGGUCUCCCACUACUGGUCCAAAGAACAAUUGCCAGAACCAUCAUCCUCCAAGAGAGCAUUGGCAAGGGGCGGUUUUGGUGAGGUGUGGCGAGGGUAAAUGGCCGUGGUGAGGAAGUAGCUGUGAAUUUCUCUUCCCGAGAGGAGCGCUCAUGGUGUGAGGCUGAGAUCUACCAGACUGUGAUGCUAAGGCAUGAGAAUAUCCUGGGCUUCAUUGCUGCUGAUAAUAAAGAUAACGGAACAUGGACUCAGCUGUGGCUGGUGUCAGACUAUCAUGAACACGGCUCCCUGUUUGACUAUCUGAACCGCUACACUGUCACAGUGGAAGGCAUGAUCAAAUUGUCACUGUCCACAGCCAGUGGCCUCGCACAUCUCCACAUGGAGAUUGUUGGCACGCAAGGAAAGCCAGCAAUUGCCCACAGAGACCUGAAAUCGAAAAAUAUUCUGGUGAAGAAAAACGGGACCUGCUGCAUCGCUGACCUGGGUCUGGCUGUCCGUCAUGACUCUGCCACCGACACCAUCGACAUCGCUCCAAACCACAGAGUAGGGACUAAAAGGUACAUGGCACCAGAGGUCCUGGAUGACUCCAUAAACAUGAAGCAUUUUGAGUCUUUCAAGCGAGCUGACAUCUACGCCAUGGGCCUAGUAUUCUGGGAGAUUGCCAGCCGCUGCUCCAUGGGAGGCAUUCAUGAGGACUACCAACUGCCCUACUAUGACCUGGUUCAGUCAGAUCCAUCAGUCGAGGAAAUGAGAAGAGUGGUUUGCGAGCAGAAGCUUCGGCCCAACAUUCCCAACCGCUGGCAGAGCUGUGAGGCCUUGCGGGUGAUGGCAAAGAUUAUGAGGGAGUGCUGGUAUGCCAAUGGUGCUGCACGACUCACUGCUCUGCGAAUCAAGAAAACGCUGUCUCAGCUCAGCCAGCAGGAGGGAAUCAAGAUGUAGAAACAACUACCAAACACGCACUCACACGUAUCUGACUUGCAUCCAUAGCAUUAUUAUCUUCAUGAUUCACUGAUUGCUCCACCCCUUUGUUGUGAAGGGAAGUGAAGUGAUGUGUUCUCCCCUUAUGUUCCUUUCUUUAAUCACCUCAUUUCAUUCAACGAAAGAUCAGUACUGCACUUGAAACUGAGGAUUCAUGUGAGCGUGUGUUGCACUGGCCUGAUACACACACAUGAAUGGCUGGAUGGAGGAAUAAAUGAAUGGAUGGAUCAGAUGAAGGAUGGCUGUGUGUAAAGAGGACAAUAGGAGGAAGCCUUCACUCAUUGUCCUUCCUUUUUGUUUCCUUUUUGCUACUUUCAUCAUAUGAAGUCUUUGUAUUCCCACCACUGUCUUUCAUCUCUCUCUCAUACACACACACACGCACACGAGCUUAGACCUCAUCAGGUAAACCUAAGGCCAGACUGACAGCUGGGAAUAACCUGGGAAGCCUCUUGAGUUACCGGGCCUUUGUUUCGCCCUCAUCCCCUCACAUUUUCCUCAUCACACCCUCAUUUCUAUAUGAGAAUUGUAAUCUUGUCAGAGGAUAAAUUUUCUCUUCAGUAGGGCUGCAAGUUUGAAUUUAUUUUUUGAAUUAGUUAAAAAAUAGGAUUUCCUCUGUUGGAAAAAAAGCAUGUUCUAAUAACAUGUUAGCACAAUACACAGACUGAAACAUACAGUGCUGUCCAAACAUUUUGAGCUACCCCUCUUUUUUAAAAAUAUUUUCCUAGGAAAAUGAGAAAUGAGUGCAGUAAUUUAUUGUGAAACAUGUGCAACCAAACAUGGAAAUACAGUAUAUAAUUCUAACAAACUUGAAAAUUAAUAUUGGUCAAUAUGGUAAAUCAAAAUCAGAUUUUUCUGCACUUAUGAUUCCAUCAAUUUUGACAAGAUCCCCAACACCAAUGGCUGAAAUGCAACCCCAAACCAUGACAGAGCCUCCACCAUGUUUUACAGAUGCCUGUACACUGUUGUACAUCUCCCCUGACCACCUCUGUACAUGCUGAUGACAAUUUAACCAUAAAACUUAGAACUUAGUACUAUCACUCCAUAUAAGGCCCGUUACCACUGAUUUUCAGUCCAGUUAUUGGACUGAAAAUCAGGCUUGAGGCAUACCUCAAGCCUGUUUCCCUUCCUUAACCUGUUAACUGGCAGCACCAAAAUCACCAAAAACGCCUGAAAAAGUAUACCCAAAUUUACUCUUUGGAGUACAUGCAAAAGCUUGGUCUCUUUGUGAAGAUGAAAAGCUAUAUUCUUCAUUUUUGCAGUCAAAAAGGCUUUAGCUGUAAUUACUAUGUAGCUAUUCAGUUUGGAACACAGAAAAGUUAGACAAUUUUUGCCUCGCCUAGAUUUUUCAUGUUAAUUUUUAUGUAACUACACACUGAAUGUUGAAGGUAUGGACUGGAAAAUAAAAUGAAACUGUAGAAUGAA
This is a messenger RNA of Archocentrus centrarchus (flier cichlid), 2988 nucleotides long. RefSeq names its product transforming growth factor, beta receptor 1 b (gene tgfbr1b). Gene Ontology annotation, cellular component: signaling receptor complex; plasma membrane. The record is from RefSeq and is a predicted model, not a curated record. Gene Ontology annotation, biological process: protein phosphorylation; cellular response to growth factor stimulus; heart development. Gene Ontology annotation, molecular function: ATP binding; SMAD binding; transforming growth factor beta receptor activity, type I. Lineage: Eukaryota; Metazoa; Chordata; Actinopteri; Cichliformes; Cichlidae.